Anopheles aquasalis is the source of this 1070-nucleotide messenger RNA. RefSeq lists its product as uncharacterized. Lineage: Eukaryota; Metazoa; Arthropoda; Insecta; Diptera; Culicidae. The record is from RefSeq and is a predicted model, not a curated record.
GAUAACGUUGUGAUAUCACGCAAAAGCAGGCCAUCGUGUGGUGCAGAAGCUCGGCGCUGUUCGAUUGAGUUCAAUCUCGCUAGAGCAGCACACGGAAUCGCAAUUGGUUCGAAACUAGUAUAUGGACAGCAUGACUAUAUCAGCAAUUCCUCCUUCAGAACCUGUUUGGUGUCUAGACCGACGGGACUCUGGCCAUCUGUUUUGGCGCCGAGAGUCGUCCAAGGUGAAGUUUCGAUACGACGUGGAAGUGUUGGAGUUUACCAAAGAUCCAUACGAAGAUCAACUGCUUAUAACGGACAGCGAGUUAAACCGCACAAAGCAAGAACAGGCUAACGCGGUCUCGAACAUAAUCGUUGUGUGUGCCACGUGCGUGGCUGCACUUGCCGUAACGGUUGUGUUACCCUGGUUUCUCAUAGGGUCGGCAUAGAUGAGCAUCGAACCGCAAGGCGCAGGUUGUGACCCAAGUUGCUUUUCUCUGGAGAGAAAUGCCAAAAUAUUGGGCAACAUAAUUGUGAUAAAUAAGAGUAGCCGCUAAGAGGCUAGGAACGUUUGAUUUUCUCCAAACCCAUUUUCUACUAACUUUUAAGAAUGCUAGGUUAUCAACUUUACUCGGUUUUAUAAAGGCUAUAAUACACAAUCCAUUUAAUGUGUUGAGAUGAGGAUUGCGCAUAUUGAGUACCCAGCAACUUAGGACUAGGAUUGACAUGAAAUUCCAGCUGAGUCAUCUGCGCAAAGGUGCGCCUCAAGCGUAAUUCGUUCUCUAUCAGUCAGAGCGGUUGAACAGUGAUAAGAUAAUGUGAAAUCCAUCAAAUUCAUAGCCACAAGUGCAUUGGACAAAUUAAAUCGCUUCGGUAAAAUGUAUUAAAGUGUGUAGAUCGUUGUCAUCCCUGCUAUAGCAACGAAAUCAAACACAAAAUCGAUCAAAAAGUGAUUUGUUUUCCAUGUUAUGCUUUUGCACAAAUAUUGUAUUUAAUGAUUUUGCAACAAUAGGGGAAAACAGGAUUCUAAUGAAACAUGUUUAUAAAACAUGGCGAACAGAAUGGACAAUAAAAAGUUAACUAAUUAGUCUA